This is a messenger RNA of Fukomys damarensis (Damara mole-rat), 3551 nucleotides long. RefSeq names its product kelch like family member 22 (gene Klhl22). Lineage: Eukaryota; Metazoa; Chordata; Mammalia; Rodentia; Bathyergidae. Gene Ontology annotation, cellular component: cytosol; polar microtubule; nucleus. Gene Ontology annotation, biological process: protein monoubiquitination; cell division; proteasome-mediated ubiquitin-dependent protein catabolic process. Bases 944 to 2953 code for a protein of 669 amino acids. The record is from RefSeq and is a predicted model, not a curated record. Gene Ontology annotation, molecular function: protein binding. The transcript has 9 exons.
UCUAAUUUGCUUAUUUUAACUGUUGCCUGUAGUUCUUUUGAAGGGCUGUGCCCCAACACGUGUUCUGAGGAUGGACAUUUUGGCAAUGGUCAGUGCUUGCUUCGUAAAUUCAGUCUCGAAUAUUAUUGACUCUGGCUGUGAUUCUUGAUAGCAAGAAAUUGGUUCUUUUGUCUCUGCAUGCCCUUCAGCGCUUAACGGAGUUCCUUUAACUGUGCUUGAUAAAUAUGCUUUGCCUGCCCAAGGAAGCAGUCUUCCUGUUUUACUUUGCUCAUUCUGGUGGUUGCUGUUUAGGAGGUAGCUGCCAUUCAUCCCUUCCCAAGACAGUAGGUGGACUUCUGCAGUCACAGCCAUGGGGACCCUUUACCCGGAGGCUUGAUGUCUGUUGAGGCAUUUGAAGGCCACGGAGGCCUUUUUGACUCCAUGGUGAUGAUGAGGAAGCUGAGGUUUAGAGAGAAGAGCUGAGUGUCCGGAGUCGAUAAUUAGCAGUGAUACUGACAUCCCCAAGAAGCCUAAAUCUUGUGAACGAUGAGUCAGGUUCCGUGGUGGGGCUUGUGUUUCAUGUUCGUAAUAAAGCGAUAAAGGUAAAAGUGAUGGAGCUAAACCAUGACCAAUAUAGGAUUAUGAGAUACAGACAGCCCAGGAGGGAAACUGAAAGUGUUCAGAAGAUGACAGGUGUCCCUUUUGGUCUAAGGACCAGUGACAGCAGGGGAAGGGAGGCCUAAAAGAGAAUUUUGAGCCACAUCACAGGGGAGCCACAAGUGGGAAGUAGUAGUGGUGCAGCACUUGAGAAGUCAGCACACUCAGGGGCAUUUGUGACCAUGUGACCUGGACAGAGGAGCUAAGAGGGCUGAGGAUCAAACUUGGGGCAGCAUUCUGCUGCUGAGCUGUACUGCCAGUCUCUGGAAGAUAGAUCACAGUGGUGAGGACUGGUGUGGCGUUCAGGAUGGCGGAGGAGCAGGAGUUCACUCAGCUUUGUAAGUUGCCUACGCAGUCCUCCCACCCACACUGCGUCAACAACACCUACCGCAGUACGAAGCACUCCCAGGCCCUGCUGCGAGGGCUGCUGGCUCUCCGGGACAGUGGGAUCCUCUUUGAUGUUGUCCUGGUGGUGGAGGGGAGACACAUUGAGGCCCAUCGAAUCCUCCUGGCUGCAUCCUGUGAUUACUUCAGAGGAAUGUUUGCUGGAGGAUUGAAGGAAAUGGAGCAGGAAGAGGUCCUGAUCCACGGUGUAUCCUACAAUGCUAUGUGCCAAAUUCUGCAUUUUAUAUACACCUCUGAGCUGGAGCUCAGCCUUGGCAAUGUACAGGAGACGUUGGUUGCUGCCUGCCAGCUUCAGAUCCCAGAAAUUAUCCAUUUCUGCUGUGAUUUCCUCAUGUCCUGGGUGGAUGAGGAGAAUAUCCUUGAUGUAUACCGGCUGGCAGAGCUCUUUGAUUUGAGCCGCCUGAUCGAGCAGCUGGACACCUACAUCCUCAAAAACUUUGUGGCCUUCUCAAGGACUGAUAAGUAUCGCCAGCUUCCCCUGGAGAAGGUCUACUCCCUCCUCAGCAGCAAUCGCCUGGAAGUGUCCUGUGAGACAGAGGUGUAUGAGGGAGCCCUGCUCUACCAUUAUACCCUAGAGCAGGUGCAGGCUGACCAGAUCUCACUGCAUGAACCCCCUAAACUCCUUGAGACAGUGCGGUUUCCCCUGAUGGAAGCCGAUGUCCUCCAGCGGCUGCACGACAAGCUGGAUCCCAGCCCACUGAGGGACACAGUGGCCAGCGCCCUUAUGUACCACCAGAAUGAGAGUCUGCAGCCCAGCCUGCAGGGCCCACAGACAGAGCUACGCUCGGACUUCCAAUGCGUUGUGGGCUUUGGAGGUAUUCACUCCACACCGUCCACAGUCCUCAGUGACCAAGCAAAGUACCUGAAUCCCCUGCUGGGAGAGUGGAAGCACUUCACUGCCUCCCUGGCCCCCCGCAUGUCCAACCAGGGCAUCGCGGUGCUCAACAACUUUGUGUAUUUGAUCGGAGGGGACAACAACAUCCAAGGAUUCCGAGCCGAGUCCCGAUGCUGGAGACUCCGCCAGCCUCAUCGGCCUCCUGCAGCCACCCUGCGUCUCCCUUCCAUGGGACGUUCCUGGAAUCCCGCAGGACCCUGCCUCCAUGAUGCCCACAGUUCAGGGUACGACCCUCGGCAUAACCGCUGGUUCCAGAUCCAGUCCUUGCAGCAGGAGCACGCAGACCUGUGUGUGUGCGUUGUGGGCAGGUACAUCUAUGCAGUGGCAGGACGUGACUACCACAAUGACCUGAAUGCUGUGGAGCGCUAUGACCCUGCCACCAACUCCUGGACCUAUGUGGCCCCGCUCAAGAGGGAGGUGUAUGCCCAUGCGGGUACGACGCUGGAGGGGAAGAUGUACAUUACUUGUGGCCGCAGAGGGGAGGACUACCUGAAGGAGACGCACUGUUACGACCCAGGCAGCAACAUCUGGCACACCCUGGCUGACGGGCCAGUGCGGCGAGCCUGGCAUGGCAUGGCCACCCUUCUUGACAAGCUGUAUGUGAUCGGGGGCAGCAACAAUGAUGCUGGCUACAGAAGGGAUGUGCUUCAGGUGGCCUGCUACAGCUGCUCCUCUGGACAGUGGUCAUCUGUCUGCCCACUCCCAGCUGGGCAUGGCGAACCUGGCAUUGCUGUGCUGGACAACAGGAUCUACGUGCUGGGCGGCCGUUCUCACAAUCGUGGCAGUCGCACGGGCUAUGUGCACACCUACGAUGUGGAAAAGGACUGCUGGGAAGAGGGGCCCCAGCUGGACAACUCCAUCUCAGGCCUAGCGGCCUGUGUGCUGACCCUGCCCCGGUCCCUGCUCCUUGAGCAGCCCCGCAGAACCCCUGACCGCAGCCAGGCUGACCCAGACUUUGCCUCAGAGGUGAUGAGUGUGUCAGAUUGGGAGGAGUUUGACAACUCUAGUGAGGACUAGGGCCUCGGUGCCCGGCAUCUGAGGGAGGGUUGGCUGAGGCAUCAAGGGCGGUGUGGUGCACAGAGCUAGGCCAGCACACUUGGCCCUAGGGUUGGGCACUUCCCCGGAACCGUGACUCUACAGCCCCUGCCACCCUUUCUUUACUCCAGCCCUUCAGCAUUUGAAAGGCUGGUGCAGACCCUGUCGUUGUGGAUUAUGUUACACUUGGAAAUGUUCCCAAAAGGCCAUAGUCCUUUGAGGGCGUGACCAGGCCUGGUCCUCCUUGGUGAGCCCUGGAGAUCUUACGUCACCAGCUGUCUUGGGUCCCCCCUCCCUCCUUGGAUCCGUUCCCCGAUGGGCUAAGGAGGUCCCUUCUCCAGCAGGACCUGGGGGCUGGGGGCCCAGGCAGAGGCACUGAGGCACGUGGCAUCUACCCUUCCUUCCGUGGACGGGGCAGGGCUGCAUGAGCAGCCAGACCUUGAGUGACUGGGGGCUCCAGAGGGCAGCGAGGGAGCAGAGACACAAAAAGUUGCCUGGGACAGGUUCUUGUGAUGAAGAGAUCCCUUGCCACUGGGUUUUUCUGACCCUGUGUUGUUGAUAAAUGGAAUAAAGCAUUAUA